UUUCAGGUUUCUAUGGGCACCAUGCGACACCGAAGAAAUGGCAAUUUUGAGAGUUCCAGACUCCUUUAUUCCAGCAUGUCUCGCAGCAUAGAUGUGUCAUGCAGUGACAGUGAUUUGGUCAACUUCAUUCAAGAAAACUUUAAGAAGAGAGAAUGUGUCUUUUUUACAAAAGACACUAAGUCAACGGACAACUUGUGUAAAUGUGGAUACCCUGAAAAUCAGCAUAUAGAGGGCACUCAAAUCAAUAACAGCGAGAAAUGGAAUUACAAGAAGCACACCAAGGAACUUCCUACUGAUGCCUUUGGGGACAUUCAGUUUGAAAAUUUGGGGAAAAGAGGAAAGUACAUUCGUUUGUCAUGCGACACAGACUCUGAAACACUCUAUGAUCUCAUGACUCAGCACUGGCACCUGAAAACCCCUAACCUCGUCAUUUCUGUCACUGGGGGUGCGAAGAACUUUGCACUCAAGCCCCGGAUGCGCAAGAUAUUCAGCAGGCUGAUCUACAUAGCCCAGUCCAAAGGGGCCUGGAUUUUCACCGGAGGCACGCAUUAUGGGCUGAUGAAGUACAUCGGGGAAGUGGUCAGAGACAACACCAUCAGUCGGAGCUCAGAGGAAAAUGUGGUGGCUAUUGGCAUAGCAGCCUGGGGCAUGAUUUCCAACCGAGAAAGUCUGAUUCGCAGUGGUGAUAAUGACGGGUACUACUUGGCCCACUAUAUAAUGGACGAUCUCAAGAGAGACCCUCUCUAUUGCCUGGAUAAUAAUCACACCCAUCUCUUACUGGUUGAUAAUGGCACCCACGGGCACCCAACAACAGAGGCAAAAGUACGAACUCAGUUAGAAAAGUACAUUUCAGAGCAAGUUAUCCCAGAAUCUAAUUAUGGUGGGAAGAUUCCAAUUGUAUGUUUUGCCCAAGGCGGAGGGAAAGAAACUUUGAAAUCUAUCAACGUGGCCAUCAAGAGUAAAAUUCCCUGUGUUGUGGUAGAAGGCUCUGGCCGGAUCGCUGAUGUUAUAGCUAGCUUGAUGGAGGCAGAAGGCACUCUUGCUUCUUCAUGUGUCAAGGAGAGCUUGCUCAGGUUUCUGCCUCGCACCAUUUCAAGGCUCUCAGAAGAGGAGACUGAAAGUUGGAUCAGAUGGAUCAAAGAAGUCCUUGAGAACCCUCAUUUACUCACAGUUAUCAAAAUAGAAGAAGCUGGUGAUGAAAUUGUGAGCAAUGCCAUUUCUUUUGCUCUGUACAAAGGCAAGAUUCUUCUUCCUGCAGCUUUCAGCACCAAUGAACAUGACAGAGAUAACUGGAAUGGGCAGCUGAAGCUGCUGCUGGAGUGGAACCAGUUGGACCUGGCCAGUGAUGAGAUCUUCACCAAUGACCGAAACUGGGAGUCAGCUGACCUUCAGGAUGUCAUGUUCACAGCCCUGGUGAAAGACAGGCCCAAAUUUGUUCGUCUCUUCUUGGAAAAUGGCUUGAACUUAAGGAAGUUCCUUACCACAGAGGUCCUUACAGAGCUGUACACCAACAACUUCAGCAGCCUGGUGUUUAAGAACCUGCAGAUUGCAAAGAAUUCCUAUAAUGAUGCUCUCCUCACAUUCGUGUGGAAGAUGGUUGAAGACUUCCGAAGAGGUCUCAAAAGAGAUGAUAAGAACAGCAAGGAUGAGACGGGGAUACAGCUCUCAGAUGAAUGUCCUAUCACAAGGCAUCCAUUGCAAGCUCUGUUUAUUUGGUCAGUUCUUCAGAACAAGAAAGAAUUGUCCAAAGUCAUCUGGGAGCAAACCAGAGGCUGCACUUUGGCAGCUCUUGGGGCUAGUAAGCUCCUGAAAAGCCUGGCCAAGGUGAAGAAUGAUAUAAAUGCUGCUGGUGAGUCUGAGGAACUUGCUAAUGAGUAUGAGACAAGAGCAGUAGAGCUGUUCACCGAAUGCUACAGCAGUGAUGAAGAUCUUGCUGAGCAGCUGCUGACCUAUUCCUGUGAAGCCUGGGGAGGGAGCAACUGCCUGAAACUAGCAGUGGAAGCUAAAGACCAGCAGUUCAUUGCACAGCCAGGGGUGCAGAAUUUCCUUUCCAAGCAGUGGUAUGGAGAAAUUUCAAGAGAUACCAAGAACUGGAAAAUUAUAUUGUGUCUGUUCUUUUUCCCUUUAAUUGGCUGUGGUUUCAUCUCAUUCAGGAAAAAGCCUGUGGAGAAGAGUAAGAAACUCUUGUUGUAUUAUGUGUCUUUCUUCACCUCCCCGUUUGUGGUCUUCUCCUGGAAUGUUAUCUUCUACAUUGUUUUCCUGCUGCUCUUCGCCUACGUCUUGCUCAUGGAUUUCCAGAAGGAGCCUACCGUCCUGGAGAUAAUCCUUUAUGUGCUGGUCUUCAUCCUGCUUUGUGAUGAAGUGAGACAAUGGUACAUGAAUGGCAGUAAGUAUUUCUCAGAUCUGUGGAAUGUUAUGGAUACGCUAGCAAUCUUUUACUUCAUAGCAGGGAUUGUAUUCAGGCUUCAUUCAUCCAAUGAAAGUUCCUGGUAUUCUGGGAGAGUCAUUUUCUGUUUGGACUACAUAGUUUUUACUCUGAGGCUGAUCCAUAUUUUCACAGUUAGCAGGAACCUAGGACCCAAAAUUAUUAUGCUGCAGAGGAUGAUGAUAGAUGUCUUCUUCUUCCUCUUCCUCUUUGCUGUGUGGAUGGUGGCCUUUGGUGUGGCCAGGCAAGGCAUCCUGAGAAAGAAUGAGCACCGCUGGGAGUGGAUAUUUCGAUCCGUCAUCUACGAGCCAUACCUGGCUAUGUUUGGCCAGUACCCUGAUGAUGUUGAUGGUACCACAUACAACUUUGACCGCUGCACCUUUUCUGGGAAUGAGUCCAAACCCUUGUGUGUGGAGCUGGAUGCCAACAAUCAACCUCGUUUCCCAGAGUGGAUUACCAUUCCCCUUGUGUGCAUUUACAUGCUCUCAACUAACAUCCUCCUUGUGAACCUGCUGGUGGCCAUGUUUGGCUACACUGUUGGAUCAGUACAAGAGAACAAUGACCAAGUGUGGAAGUUCCAGCGUUACUUCUUGGUCCAGGAAUACUGCAGUCGCUUGACUAUCCCCUUCCCUUUUGUCAUCUUUGCCUACAUCUUCAUGGUGAUGAGGAAAUUUUUUAAAUGCUGCUGUAAGAACGAAAGUAAAGAGCCAUCUAUUUGUUGCUUAAGAAGUGAGGACAAUGAAACUCUGUCAUGGGAAGCUGUCAUGAAAGAAAAUUACCUUGUCAAAGUCAAUACCAAAGCAAACGAUUCAUCAGAAGAGAUGGUGCAUCGAUUUAGACAACUGGAUGCAAAGCUCUGUGAUUUGAAAAGCCUCCUGAAAGAGAUUGCUGGCAAAAUCAAAUGAAUGCAGCUGAAAUCCAAGAGCAGCUACCUGAGCAGGAUACUGAUUCAUCAAGAAUAAUUUCUCAGAGCUGACGGUAACGACCAAGCCAGAUGUAACCGAUCCAGCAGAGCGUGUCAGUGUCCAAUGAGUUCUUUUUUUAAAAAAAUUUUAUUUUUUGGUCUUAAGAGAAAACAACCCUUUCUGCCUGUUUCAUGAAGACGGUAAAACAUUAAGGGGACAAUAUCUCUUCUGGUAGAACUCCAAGUUACCAAGCCCUCCUUUUUCCCUUCUCUUCCUUGAUGAUUGCUGUCAGCAGGUAGUCCUUGUCAGCUGCUGUUAAAAUGCAUUCUUAAUUCCAAGAGUUCUGCUGCUGCUGCAAAAAUCAUUUUGCUUCUCAGUUUCCUUCAAAUGGGUCUGUUCAUGGGUUUCCUUUAGCUACUAAUUGCUUGUCUUAAUGAAUCUCCCUUCCCCCUCCUUUAUGUAAUAGCCAGAUCUAGCUUGUUACUUGCACAGUCCAUCUAUAAGACCUCCUGAAGUCUGAAAUGCUGACGUGCUGGGAUGCAAGGUAUUGCUGCAUCGUGCCCUGGGGGAAACAUGGCCAUUGGUCCAACCACGCACCCACCUCUUGGACUCCAAAGUGGAGAGUGUGGACUUUUUCCUGCUAUACCUGGAACUGUGCAGCAAUGCAGAAGCUCAACUGCUACAUCCCUGCAUGGAUGGGGAAGGGGAUAGGAUGUGAUGCAAUUAAUAUAGAAGCAGUUUCCAAAGGGUUUGUAUGCAAUCCUUGGUUGUUUCUGUAGUGAUAACUUGUACGCUUGGAGUGUUGCAGUUUGUUUUACUUUUUUAAACAUAUACACAGUUUGUUUGUGUUAUGAUUCUCAAAUAGAGAAGAGAUUGUUGGCCAUCUUUAAACUUUGUGAUGCUUGCUACAGUUAGGCUGCUUUUUCUGUUUUUUUCCUAAAAUAGGAGCUGCAUCUUGUGGCAGAUUGUGUGGUAUAACUGAGUGCAUUACCAACUGAAGGGAAAUCACUCAAAUGGCAUUAAUUUCCAUUGCAAAACAUCAUAUUUGUCUUCAUCCCCAGUGACUAUGAAUGAUCUCCCAUUGCAUUUGAUUUUGAAUGCUUAGAUACUUCACUUUGGCUGGCAAUGGGAAUCUUAGUCUUAGUCUGAGGGUUGUCAGGUAGAAUAUAUAGGUGCUUAUAAUGGCCACAUGAGAUCUCCUACUAGCUAAUUAGGUAGAUGGAGAGGAAAUUUCUAUGAAAGCUUCUUUGGUUAAUACUGCCCAGGUGAGUCGUCAUGACCAGUGCAAAUGCAGCCAGCUGCUUCUUGGCUAGAAACCAAAGCCUGCAAGCCUGCUUCUGGGCACACAGCACAUUCCAGUCCAUGUGUGCUGGGAAAACAUGUUGAUCCAAGUGGGUGAAGACAUUUUUAUAUGCUUUAAUGUUUCAGUGACUGCUUAAGUUCAGGGCUGUGAAGCAUUGAUGUAAGUGAGGAAUGUUUCUACUGGGGGAUGCAGCUGACUGAGCUGGUCAUCUGCUAUUGGAGAGAAGGCCAGCAUAUGCAUGGAGUCUGUAGGGUGACCUUUUAAAUUUAUUCCUUUUGUUUACACACCCAGAAUAUAUGCCAGAUUUGGCUUCUGUGUUUACUCAAGCUGCUGCUGUGUUCGUACUUCUAGCUAAAAAUUGAAUAGU
Messenger RNA from Dromaius novaehollandiae (emu), 5000 nucleotides. RefSeq names its product transient receptor potential cation channel subfamily M member 8 (gene TRPM8). The transcript is spliced from 25 exons. Gene Ontology annotation, molecular function: ligand-gated calcium channel activity. Lineage: Eukaryota; Metazoa; Chordata; Aves; Casuariiformes; Dromaiidae. The coding region runs from base 13 to 3330 and encodes 1105 amino acids. The record is from RefSeq and is a predicted model, not a curated record. Gene Ontology annotation, cellular component: plasma membrane. Gene Ontology annotation, biological process: calcium ion transmembrane transport.